AUGAGGUCCCUGCUGAAGCUCACCAUGCUGUUGUUCUGCGUUCAAGUGGGAGAUGGACACUGGCUGAGGACGCUACUGGCAUCAGGCAAACAAGAGCCUGGGCUCCAGGAGGACCAGAGGAAAAGAGAUGGAAAGCAGGAGGAGGUUGUGGUCCGGCCCCGCCGCAGUGCUGAGGAGCCAUGUGGCCUUCAUUCCGUCCUGCUUCCCGUACGAGACCUGGGUCUGGGCUACGACUCUGAUGAGAUGGUGCUGUUCAAGUACUGCAGCGGUGCCUGCCCUCGCAUGCUCUCCAACCACGACCUCACGCUAGCCACCCUGCAGUACAGUGGCGCACUGCCACACACCACCCCGUUACGCCACCACGGACCUUGCUGCCGCCCCACGCGCCUGGAGGACAUGGCCUUCCUUGACAACGCCCACCGCUGGCACAAACUCGAGAAGGUCUCUGCCUCCGCCUGCACCUGCAUCGGCUAG
This is a messenger RNA of Astyanax mexicanus (Mexican tetra), 474 nucleotides long. Its product is annotated as persephin. The transcript is spliced from 2 exons. Gene Ontology annotation, molecular function: growth factor activity; receptor tyrosine kinase binding; glial cell-derived neurotrophic factor receptor binding. Lineage: Eukaryota; Metazoa; Chordata; Actinopteri; Characiformes; Acestrorhamphidae. The coding region runs from base 1 to 474 and encodes 157 amino acids. The record is from RefSeq and is a predicted model, not a curated record.